This is a messenger RNA of Lonchura striata (white-rumped munia), 1823 nucleotides long. Lineage: Eukaryota; Metazoa; Chordata; Aves; Passeriformes; Estrildidae. The record is from RefSeq and is a predicted model, not a curated record.
AGCGCCGCGGGCACGGCUCCCACGGGCCGGCAGCUGGGAUCCGGCUGUGGGCUCUGGAAUCCGGGAUGGGAUCUGCCGGGGGAUGGAGCCGCUGUGGGAUCGGCUCCCUGCGGCGCCGGGCGGGCACGGGAUCGGGCCCUGGGAUCCGGGUUUGGGAUUUGGGAUGGCAUCCAGACCCUGGAGCACAGCACGGGCUCCCUGCGGUGCCAGCCGGGGCCAGCCGGGCACGGGAUCGGGCCCUGAGAUCCGGGUUUGGGAUCUGGGAUGGCAUCCAGACCCUGGAGCACAGCAAGGGCUCCCUGUGGCACCAAGGUGGGGCCAGCCGGGCACAGCCGUGCUGGGAUCAGGCCCUGGGAUCCCCUCUGGGAUCCGGGUCUGGGAUCUGGGAUGGCAUCCAGACCCUGGAGCACAGCAAAGGCUCCCUGUGGCACCAAGGUGGGGCCAGCCGGGCAUGGCCGUGCUGGGAUCGGGCUCUGGGAUCCGGGUUUGGGAUCUGGGAUGGCAUCCAGACCCUGGAGCACAGCAAAGGCUCCCUGUGGCACCAAGGCGGGGCCAGCCGGGCACGGCCGCGCUGGGAUCGGGCUCUGGGAUCCCCUCUGGGAUCCGGGUUUGGGUUCUGCCACCCCGGCUCGGGAUCCGGGAUCUGCUCUCCAGCCGCCCCACUUGGUGCUUGGGGUCAGGGUUUGGGAUCUGGGACGGGAUCGAGCCCCAGAACCACCUCGGGCACACCUGGACGAGGCCAGGCCAGCACGGCCACGGGCUGGGGUGGGAUCUGGGAUCCAGGAUGGGAUCCAGGAUGGGAUCUGGGUCUGGGACCCAGGACUGAGAUCUGGGUCUGGGAUCCAGGAUCCAGGACUGAGACCUGGUCUGAGAUCCAGGUCUGGGAUCCAGGAUCUGGGAUGGGGUCUGAGAUCUGCCCUCCUGCCACCCCACGCUGUGCUUGGGAUCUCAGUUUGGGAUCCGGGACCCAGCUUUGGGAUCUGGUCUGGGUCUGGGAUCUGAUCUGGGAUCCAGCUUUGGGAUCUGGUCUGGGUCUGGGAUCUGAUCCAGAAUUCAGCUCUGGGAUUUGGAAUUCAGCUCUGGGAUCUGAUCCAGAAUUCAGCUCUGGGAUCCAGCUCUGGGAUCCAGAAUUCAGCUCUGGGAUCUGGAAUUCAGCUCUGGGAUCCGGAAUUCAGCUCUGGGAUCCAGCUCUGGGACCCAGGAUCUGGUCCAGAAUUCCAGCUCUGGGAUCCGGAACUCAGAUCUGGGAUCUGGGAUCUGAGAUCCAGCUCUGGGAUCCGACCUGGGUCUGGGAUCCGGGAUCCAGCUCUGGGAUCCGGGAUCCAGCUCUGGGAUCCAGCUCUGGGAUCCAGAAUUCAGCUCUGGGAUCCAGCUCUGGGACCCAGGAUCUGGUCCAGAAUUCCAGCUCUGGGAUCCGGAACUCAGAUCUGGGAUCUGGGAUCCGAUCCGGGUCUGGGAUCUGGGAUCCAGCUCUGGGAUCCAGCUCUGGGAUCCAGAAUUCAGCUCUGGGAUCCGGGAUCCAGCUCUGGGAUCCAGAAUUCAGCUCUGGGAUCCGAUCUGGGUCUGGGAUCCGGGAUCCAGCUCUGGGAUCCAGAAUUCAGCUCUGGGAUCUGGAACUCAGCUCUGGGAUCCGGGAUCCUGCUCUGGGAUCCUGCUCUGGGAUCCAGCUCUGGGAUCCGGGAUCCGACCCGGGUCCCUCCCGCCCCGCUCCCCCCGGCACCGGAACGCCCAAAUCGGAGUUUCCCGUGACUCCCGGCGGGGAACGCGGCCGAAAUCACAUUAAGGCCGUUUCCACCCCGAGCCGUGUCCUCGCAGGGCUUUAA